Molecule: messenger RNA, 2504 nt
Organism: Gossypium arboreum
Lineage: Eukaryota; Viridiplantae; Streptophyta; Magnoliopsida; Malvales; Malvaceae
Exons: 3
Coding region: 1-2193 (730 amino acids)
Source: RefSeq, a predicted model, not a curated record
AUGGAACUGAAGGAUUUGCAAUCUGAUCUUGAAGCUUUAAGAGAAUUAUAUGGACUUAUACGUUAUGGUGAUGUUACAAGCAAUGUGAUUUUAGGUGAAGGAUCAAAGCUCUUACUCAAGGAUCUUCUAGAUGGAGCUACAAAGAGAGUUUUGGAGACACAUAUAAAGAUAAUAGCAGAAGCAGAACAUGGUAUUUGUGGCAAUACCUUCUCUUCUGAAUCUGGAAAAUGGUUAGUAGAGUCUCGGCCUUGUGUUUCAUCAAAUAUUUUAAAUGCUACACCAGAUGUAAUUCGUGAUUCGGUAAAAGAAUCAAAGCACCCUGCAUUCAGUUCAUCGAAAGAUGAAGAUUAUCCUAACCAGCUAACAACUCAUGAAGUUAUCUCGCAGCAAUCUAGAUUCACCUUAGACAAAUCUGAAAAUAGAAAGAAAAAUUGUGAGUUCAACAAGAAAAGCAGUAUGAAGCAGCACAGUACAGCCAAGAUUUUAAGCAAAGAUGCUAAGCAACAGGGUUGGCAAUGUGAUCCUCUUGGACAUUUUUAUCAAGCCAUUGGGGAUGACAAGAAUUUGUCAGAGAGAAAUGAAACAAAUAUGGAGCUGUUGAAAAGCAAUGAAACAAUGAGGCAGAGUAGUAUUUGUGGAUUGCGAGGUAUUGAAUCAGUUUCUAGCUCCUCAAAUUCUGUAGCUUCUGGAGAUAAUCUUGCUGAUCUGUAUGAAAAGGGAGGGGAGGCAGUAAAUAAUUUCUCCAAAGACAUCGAUAAUGUAGUCAAGCACAUUGAAUCCCACAUUUCAGCUUUGCGUUUGUUAUCAAAGUUGGCGGAAGCUACCAAAGCCCCUAUGCCUACAUCAGUGUAUCCUAUGGUACAAGCAAAAGAACAUUUGGUUAAAAAGAAUGAACUAAGUCAUGAUGUUGAUCCUUUUUCAGAUUGGGAUGAUAUGCAGCUAAUUGGAUUGGUCAGUCAAAGAAAUGGAAAGAAAGAUGACUCAAAUGGGAUUUGUCAUGUGUUAGGUCAAAGUACAAAUGACUUGUUGGACGAGAUAACGAGCAAAAGGAGGAGGAUUCAACACAAGGAGAUGGGCCAGACUUGCAACCAUAUUGUAAGGAGUGAUAGUAGGGUGAAUAAAAAGACAGGUAACUGGAAUGUGAGUGACAUGCUAGAAGCAGAUGGCUAUAAACAAAAUGAAAAUACUGGUUGCUAUGUUCAUGGAUUAAGGAUUCCAACUAAGCAGGAAGAUAUCACCAAGAGGUCUCCCAUGCCUGUAAAAACUCCCUUUCCGAUCUCAAUAGAUAGAGGGAAAGAAUCAUCACCAACCAUAUCAAAAUUAAGAUCUUCACCACCUUACCAGUCAACAGAAUCUAAGGCUCUUAGUCAUAAGAGAAGCCUAGCACAUGAGAUUCUACCCAAACAGGACAAAGGCGGUAUGGGGAUUUUGCGGCAUAAGAUUCUACUGCAUCAGCAAGAACCUGAGGAGUCUUCUACUUCUGGCAGUGGCAGUAGUGGCAGCAGUGACAAUGAGGCUUAUUCUUUACUGAGUGAGGACAGUUCAACUUCAAUGUCCAGUAGGUUUGAUCAUGGAGCACGUGAAGAAAGCAGUAGUUCAUCAAUUAGCAGUGAUUACAGGGAUGCUAGUGAAUCAGAUAGAUUGCAUCCUUCCAGAACACACAAAUUAAUCCAUCCAACAGACUCCGAGCCUGAGAAAGCUGAGGGUCGAAGGGUCGGACGGCUGAGGAAGAUCACAAACAAGUUAGGGCUAAUUUUUCAUCACCAUCAUCACCAUCACCAUCACCGUUACGAUCACCAUGAUAGUGGCGAUCGCUCCCACGGUGCGCACACCAAAUCUUUGUGGACACCUUUGCACAAGAUUUUUCAUCCCAGAAACAGAAAUGAAGUUGAUGAAGGUAAAUUAAGAAAAGCAAAGGCGAGUAAUGCGCCGGUCAAGCAUCAGGUAGGGCAUUUUCAUGCACUAGUUGACGGACUGAUGCAGCACCUUCGGCACUCAAAGCAAUCAAAAGCUUCAAAAAGUGGGAUGGGAUGGCUAGGAAAGAACCAACAUAAAGAAAACAGGAAGGUGAAGCAAUUACAUUGGUGGCAGAUGUUUCAGCGUCAAGGUGGAGUAAAAUUACCCAAUAGAAGGCGUGUCAAGGUAGGGUUUAUGAGUAAAAAAAAGCAGCUUAGGGUACCUAAGUUGAAAUAGCAAAUAACAGGGCAGGGUGCAUAGCUGUGGUUAUUGUUACCGUCAACUACAUUUACUACAAUGUCUUACGGAGUAUAGACUUCUCAACUAUUGAAGUAGAAGAAAUGUCUAAUGCCCACUCUUUUUUUUUUUUUAAUCAAAUGGCACCAGUACUAUGAAGGACUAGGAUCAAUUUCAUUAUAGGGUAUCUAUUUUUUCUUUUAAAUGGGUUAGCCAGUAAAACCUAGUAGAUUUGUCUCUUUUUUACUUUUUGGUCUUUAUAAUUUCUCGUGUUUUCUUGUCUUUAGACUAAUGAUAUGAGAAUUGAAAUU